UUUAUACCUCACCCAACUCCGCGAUUCCCUUCCGUUUUAAACCCUAGGAUUUCAUCUCGUCCGCUUCUAAUUUCUACCGCGCUUUCGAUGCCGAAAAGCGAUUUCCAUGAGGACGACGACGACGACGACGACGACGUCGUGUUCCUUGGAUCACCGCCCGGCGGCGGCGUCAAUUCAGAAGAUCCAUCGGUGCCGAAGCCGGUGGAAGCGCAGCAGCGUUACCGCACACUCGAGUGCCGUAACUUCUGGAGAGCUGGGACAUAUGAAGUACCCUCAGGACCUUUACAUCGUGCCCGGCGCGCUGCUCUGGAAUCGUAUGAUUUUGAUCGGGCGCGCGUGCACCCGAAGUUCUUGCAUUCCAACGCCACGUCUCACAAAUGGGCUUUCGGUGCUGUAGCUGAACUUCUUGAUAAUGCUGUAGAUGAGAUUCACAAUGGUGCGACGUUCGUGAAGGUUGAUAAAAUCAACAAUCUGAAAGAUAAUAGUCCUGUGUUGCUUUUUCAAGAUGAUGGAGGGGGAAUGGACCCUGAAGGUAUACGGCGAUGCAUGAGCCUUGGUUUCUCAUCAAAAAGGUCGAAGACAACGAUUGGCCAGUAUGGAAAUGGCUUCAAAACAAGUACCAUGAGAUUAGGUGCUGAUGCAAUUGUAUUCAGUCGUGCUAGUCGUGGAAGUUGUGUAACAUUAAGCAUUGGCCUGCUGUCUUAUACAUUCUUGAGAAGAACAUUGAAAGAUGAUAUUUUUGUCCCUAUGCUUGAUUUUCAAAUAAUUAAUGGUCAGAUAAUACCGUUAAGCUCCAAUUCACAGGAUGAAUGGGACAGUAGCUUGAAAACUAUUAUAGAAUGGUCUCCCUUUUCUUCAAAGGAGGAACUAUUGCUGCAGUUUGAGGAUAUCGGGUUGCAUGGAACCAAAGUUUUAAUUUAUAAUUUGUGGAUGAAUGAUGAUGGCCUCCUGGAAUUGGACUUUGAGGAUGAUGAGGAGGAUAUAUUACUGAGAGAUCAAGCCUACAGUGGAGGCUUUUCAAGGUCUAACAAAGAAAUUGUACAUUGUCAUAUUUCAUAUACACUUAAAUAUUCACUGCGGGCUUAUGCUUCCAUUCUUUAUCUACGGAAGUUUUCAAGUUUCCAGAUUAUAUUACGAGGCAAGCCUGUCGAGCAAGUCAAUCUUGCAGAUGAGAUGAAAUUUAUGAAAACAAUUACUUAUAAGCCUCAAGUUUGUAAGGAUGCAGAAGAUGUGUCGGUGCGGGUGACAAUUGGCUUUGCAAAAGAGGCUCCUGUUCUGGGAAUUUUUGGCUUUAAUGUCUAUCAUAAAAACCGUCUUAUUAUGCCAUUUUGGAAAGUUGUUCAGGAAGGUUCGAGUCGAGGGAGGUGUGUUAUUGGAGUUUUCGAGGCAAACUUUAUGGAACCUGCUCAUGACAAACAGGACUUUGAAAGGACACCAUUGUUCAUUCGACUGGAAGCAAAACUUAGGCAAAUAGUUCUUGAUUACUGGAAACAUAAUUGUCAUCUGAUUGGCUAUCAAUCCUACAGUACAAAAACAGAGAAACGGAAACUUAAGGAUUCUGAUAAACACUCUUAUGAGCAUUCAUCAAAAACACAGCACAAAAUGCCUUCUGUACAUGUUGAUGGAGUUACUCGUCUUGAUGUUUCUGCUGCAGAACCUUCUGGUCAAGCUUGUGCUCAAUAUUCUAUCGUGGAGCAAUCUGAACUAGGAGAGGAUUCUGAAGAUAUUGAGAUUAUGGAUAUCUCGGAUCCAACAUUGAUUGAAAAAAUUAGUGAAGAGAGUAUACAACUUUUCAUGAGGAAAAGGAAAAUUAAGGCACUCAGUUGGACCGAUGACCAAGCAAAGAUGACCGAAGUUUGCUACUUUGGACAAAGAAGAUUUGUUGAUCAUGACAUGGCUUUAGAAUUCAAUGCAACUAGAGAUAAGCCAAACAUACAUGUUUCUAUCUACAACAAAGGAGAUUUGGAAGGCACAAUCUACGAGAUUAAAACCAAGAUUCAUUCCACAAAGCAAGGCGGGCAGAGCUCCAGUUAAAGACAGCUCAGUUAAAGCAAACUCUAUUGUUUGUUCGUACAGGUUGAGGAGUUGGAGCAUGAACUGGAGGAAGCUAAAAAUAGGUAUUCCCAGCUUGUUGCUGACUUGGAAACCCGAAGAACGCAGCAGGUUAAGAAGUAGCAUGGAAUUACAGCGGUUCUCAUGUCCAAUCGAAUCAGGUGCGAAUCAAUUGGCUUAACAAAAUCGAUCGAAUGAGUAGAUUGGAUAAGUCGAUGGUCUGGCUCAUAUUUUUUCUUCUCUGACGAAAUGAUCUGGUUCUGAUACUAGUGGUUUUGUCUUUGACUAUCGAACUGUAACCAACAUAACUAAUUGUUGCAUGAUGAUUAGAAGAAUAAUCUCUAGUGUAUUUUCAAAGCCUUUCUCUAGAAUCUUAUGGUAAUCUUGA
Musa acuminata AAA Group (dessert banana) is the source of this 2440-nucleotide messenger RNA. RefSeq names its product protein MICRORCHIDIA 2-like. The record is from RefSeq and is a predicted model, not a curated record. The coding region runs from base 88 to 2034 and encodes 648 amino acids. Gene Ontology annotation, molecular function: ATP hydrolysis activity. NCBI's taxonomy places the organism in Eukaryota, Viridiplantae, Streptophyta, Magnoliopsida, Zingiberales, Musaceae. Gene Ontology annotation, cellular component: nucleus. The transcript has 20 exons.